Molecule: messenger RNA, 1433 nt
Organism: Dermacentor albipictus
Lineage: Eukaryota; Metazoa; Arthropoda; Arachnida; Ixodida; Ixodidae
Product: E3 ubiquitin-protein ligase MARCHF11-like
Biological process (GO): protein ubiquitination
Molecular function (GO): ubiquitin-protein transferase activity; zinc ion binding
Source: RefSeq, a predicted model, not a curated record
AUGGCGCAGCAAUCCCAUGAUCAUCAUCGUCGUACUCAAGUUUGCCAGUAUUUCCAAGGAUCUACGUCUACAACCUUUUUCGCAGUCUCGAUUCGUGGAACAGGGCUGUUCCACGCACGCACAUUACGGCUGGCCUCAGGCAAGGAGACUCCGGCUUCCACCGCCGCCUCCGGCCGUAUCACGACGCCGGAAAAUGCUGUGAUCCCGCGGCCCUCCCACUCGCGGGUGGCGACGCGCACUGGCUCGCGCUCUGGUUCCCGUGCCGGCUCACCAGUGGCCCGGUGCGGCAAGUCAUCGGUCGAGCCGCAAGCCUGGCGUCCGGUAUUCGGGUCGCGCGGUUCCCCAACGCAGCGCGCGGUCGACGCUGCGUCGGCGGAGGAGCUUGCUUACUCACGUGGUCUCGAAAGUGGACGAGCACCACCUUUGCAGGGACACCGGAACAGCCAAUCAAGAAAUGUUCCUGGUUCUCUCAGUGCAGUUGCCAGUGGUACUUCAUCUGGAGGAUCAGAUGUGCUUGUGCCCAGAUCUUCAGAGGCCUGUGCAUCACGGUCCAAUGGUCCCGUUACACCGUCGCGAUCUCGUGCUUCCAGUCGCCGAACUUCUUCAAAGGUGGCAAUUGUAGCGGUCAGCCCGUCGGAGACGUCACCAACUCACCUGCGCAAGUGCUCGUCGCAGCGUUCAGUGCAGAGCCAGAAGAGCCGCAGCUCUCUGACAGAUCACCUGGUGUGCCGGUACUGCUUCAGGGACGACCACCCCGAAGAGAUGGUGGCACCAUGUCGCUGCAUAAAAAGGAGCACGGUACGUUGGACUCAUGUACGCUGCCUCGAGGAGUACAUGAACCGUGUUCACAGCAACAAGUGCAACCUCUGCAAGAAGCGCAUGGCUGCUAUCAUUCGGCAAAAGCCGAUCUGGGCGUGGUUCCGGCACAAGGGCACCCGGCGGCACCAACUGGAGCUCGCGUUGGCCGUGGUGUUGUCGGUCACCAUGCUGCCUGUGCUGUACAUGGCUUGGGCGUACGCCUUCUUUCACGUAGCUCCACACGUGAACUGGGCCGUCGCCUUGCUUCUCACCCCUUACCUAAUCUUCCAGACAUCGACCUGGUUGGGAUUCGCAGCCUACAGCUUCUGGAUUUACUACGAUGGAAUGAAAUCCUGGUUGGACACCCACGCCGUCUACAAAUUCAAUCACGAGAAUUGUGUACUUCGAGGCAGAGAAGCCUCCUGCUCCCAUUAACGAAAAUGUCAGGGAUUCAUCGUGGGGCUUCUUAUAAGUACAUCAAGAAUCUCAACAUCUUACGUGCGUGAACAUCAACGGGUUCAUUCAUAAUGGAAGAGUUGCAUCACCUAAUGCAAUUUCAUGCUGCUAGUUCUCUUUUUGUAAUAUUAUUUCCUAACACGUUGUGUUCAAUAAAUCGUGAUCAUUCUCAUUCUCAA